Messenger RNA from Pollicipes pollicipes, 1252 nucleotides. RefSeq names its product protein cereblon. Lineage: Eukaryota; Metazoa; Arthropoda; Thecostraca; Pollicipedomorpha; Pollicipedidae. The record is from RefSeq and is a predicted model, not a curated record. Bases 616 to 1098 code for a protein of 160 amino acids. The transcript has 5 exons.
GUUCUGGUGAUGAAUGUUCUUUCCACACCGCAUUUGCGACAAUGUUUUGACGCAAACACGUAUGCGUGUUGAAAAUGCGCGGAUGUGAUGGAAGAACAAUAAGUGUAAGACUUUGAAUCGUCAUUUAUUGAGGACUUUUCCUUGCUUCUUGAAAAUUGCAUACCAUUUUAAGCUGCUGAUGCAGUCUAAUUUUGCGCUGGUUCUAGUCAUUCUAAAAGUUACAUUUGUGUCACUGUCCGGCGGUUCAGGGACAGAAUCAGGUGGUGGGAGCGAAAACGUUGUCAUCUGCCGGCACUGUGGACACGACCUCUUCGACCCGCAGUACAUUUUCACCCUUGCAAGUCCUGGAUCAAUCUGGACCAAAAACAACACACUGAUUGGCUCGGUGCGCCCGCACGUGCAGCUGCUCCGGAACCCGCACGGCUACGAGUUCGAGGUGGUGACGGUGCGCCGGAGCGUCUGCUCGCAGCAGGGCGACGAUUUUUAAGAAAAUUCAGUCUGCGAGCAAAACGGACUCCGAAGAUUCGUUUUUCGGGCUCAUACUAGACAAGAUAUUGGAGGAAUCAACGGUCAGCCAGCUACUGCUGACGCCCAAGUCGUACCGCGUGUAGCGCCAUGUCGGCCGAGCCUGCUGCGCCGGCCGCUGCGCCGGAGUCGGCCGAGCUGGUGCUCUCGGAGGCGCAGCAGGCCUUCCUGGACGAGUGCGAGGCCGAGUUCGGCUGGCGGUUCUCGGAGGCGGACGGCGAGUUCAGGCGCCAGCGAGACACCGGCACGCCCGAGCCGCCCGUCAUGGUGCCCUGGUUCAGCCGGCGGCCGUUCGGCGCCGGGCGGCCGUGGCAGGAGCGGGGCGCGCGCCGCGGCCGCUUUGAGUCGCCGUACGAUCGCGACCGGACGGCCGGCGGUGACCGAGACCGCAGCCAGGACGCGUACCGCGACGACAGGUGCAGGGGACGCGAGCCCUACCGGGACGAUGGCUACAGGGGACGGGGGCCGCACCGGGACGACAGGCACGGCCGGUGGGAUCACCGCGGUGGGGACAGGGCCGGUGGCAGCGGACACUGCCGGGACGAGAGGCGACAGCAUGGUUCCGGAUGGUAGCCCCCGCGACUACCGCCUGGGGCUCGGCGACUGGGACAUUUCGUGCCGGGCUGUGUUCAGCGUGUGUUUUUCGCGGGGAGGGGUUGUAUUGCGGGGUUUCCUGGCGUGAAAUGUGUGUUCACUGUAUUUGCAGACAAUAAAUGGUCACUCACGG